Neofelis nebulosa (Clouded leopard) is the source of this 1944-nucleotide messenger RNA. Its product is annotated as general transcription factor IIH subunit 2. Gene Ontology annotation, biological process: nucleotide-excision repair; DNA-templated transcription; regulation of transcription by RNA polymerase II. Gene Ontology annotation, cellular component: transcription factor TFIIH holo complex; transcription factor TFIIH core complex. Bases 278 to 1465 code for a protein of 395 amino acids. The transcript is spliced from 16 exons. The record is from RefSeq and is a predicted model, not a curated record. NCBI's taxonomy places the organism in Eukaryota, Metazoa, Chordata, Mammalia, Carnivora, Felidae. Gene Ontology annotation, molecular function: zinc ion binding.
AGGGGGAGGAGGGCAACUUCCGUGUGGGAGCUGCAAAGAAGCGUGUGGGUCUGUAGUCCAGGGAAUGGCUUUCCUUCCUUAAGGCAGAACGCGAAUUUUGGGAAUUGUGGUCCUGGGUCCGAGUUUGACCUACCUCCAGCUAUGUGACCUCGACAGAGUUUACCAGCCUUUUGACUCUUCGAGUUCCGAGUCUGAACACAGGGCAGUGAUCACCCGUGCCUGGCUCGAAGCGCUUGGCAGAGUUAGGUGAUAUUGAAUAAUACAUUUAAGAGAAGAAAUGGAUGACGAACCUGAAAGAACUAAGCGAUGGGAAGGAGGCUAUGAAAGGACAUGGGAGAUUCUUAAAGAAGAUGAAUCAGGAUCACUUAAAGCUACAAUAGAAGAUAUUCUCUUCAAAGCAAAGAGAAAAAGAGUGUUUGAGCACCAUGGACAGGUUCGACUUGGAAUGAUGCGUCAUCUUUAUGUGGUAGUAGAUGGAUCAAGAACAAUGGAAGACCAAGAUUUAAAGCCAAAUAGAUUGACUUGUACUUUAAAGUUGUUGGAAUACUUCGUAGAAGAGUAUUUUGAUCAAAAUCCCAUUAGUCAGAUUGGAAUAAUUGUAACAAAGAGUAAAAGAGCUGAAAAACUGACCGAACUCUCAGGAAACCCAAGGAAACACAUUACAUCUUUGAAGAAAGCUAUAGAUAUGACCUGCCAUGGAGAACCAUCUCUCUAUAACUCAUUAAGCAUGGCUAUGCAAACUCUAAAACACAUGCCUGGACAUACAAGUAGAGAAGUGCUAAUCAUCUUUAGCAGCCUCACAACUUGUGAUCCAUCUAAUAUCUAUGAUCUAAUCAAGACCCUAAAGGCAACUAAAAUUAGAGUGUCUGUUAUCGGAUUGUCUGCAGAGGUUCGGGUUUGCACUGUACUUGCUCGUGAAACUGGUGGCACAUACCAUGUUAUAUUAGAUGAAAGCCAUUACAAAGAAUUGCUGACACAUCAUGUCAGUCCUCCACCUGCUAGCUCAGGUUCUGAAUGCUCACUUAUUCGUAUGGGAUUUCCUCAGCAUACCAUUGCUUCUCUGUCUGAUCAAGAUGCAAAACCCUCUUUCAGCAUGGCGCACUUGGAUAGCAACACUGAGCCAGGACUUACAUUAGGAGGGUAUUUCUGCCCACAGUGUCGAGCAAAGUACUGUGAACUUCCAGUUGAAUGUAAAAUCUGUGGUCUUACUUUGGUGUCUGCUCCCCAUUUGGCACGGUCUUAUCAUCAUUUAUUUCCUUUGGAUGCUUUUCAAGAGAUUCCUCUAGAAGAACAUAAUGGAGAAAGAUUUUGUUAUGGAUGUCAGGGGGAGUUAAAAGACCAGCACGUCUAUGUUUGUGCUGUGUGCCAAAAUGUUUUCUGUGUGGACUGUGAUGUUUUUGUUCACGAUUCUCUCCACUGCUGUCCUGGCUGUAUUCAUAAGAUUCCAACUUCUUCAGGGAUUUGAUUCCAGCAUAUAGUGCACAUUGUAUGUGUUAAAAGGACAUCUGCAACUGUAAAUGAAAUGAUCCUUUAAAAGAAGUUCCAGUUAAAAUAUGAAGACCAGUUUGAAAGGAAAAUAUGAUUUAAGAAGGUUUUGCUGAAAAAAUAAGGGAUUGGAGCACCUGGCUAGUUCCGUUGGAAGAGAAUGAGACUCUUGAUCUCAAGGUUCUGAGUCCGAGCCCCAUGUUGGAUUACUAAAAGAUAAAAUAAACUUAAAAAAAAAAAAAAGUAAAAAAUAAAAUGUAGGAUUUUAUUACAUUUUAAAAUUUAUGUCUUGUCAUAGAAAUGCCCAGAUUUCAAUAGUACUUUACUCAAUUUUGUUUUCUAUUAUUUUGAGUUAACAAUGUUUUCAGUCAUUAUACAUUAUUGUAUUUAAGUUAUUUACAAUUAUUAAAUUGAUAUGACAGUUUUACUGCCUUAUAAUUAAAGUAAAUGAAGAAUCUA